AUGGUACCAGUUACAAAAGUAUUUCAUAUAAUUGCCCAAGUGACAUAUUCUUUUGUCCAAGGCUUAGCCAAACAAAACAAUAACAAAAACAAGAAACUAGGGAAGGUAAAACCUGAGGAAGCUGUGAUCGAACAAGCCAAAGCCAAUGCAGCCCUUUGGGAGGCCAGAUUGGAAGUCACAGAACUCUCUAGGAUUGAGUAUCGUGAUACUUCCCGAAGACUGGCAAAAUGUAAUGAGGAGUUAAAGAAACAGCAGUAUAAGAUGGAGAAAGACACAAUGUCUGUAUUAAGCUUCAUGAAGAAGCAGGAUCAGGAGAAAGAUAAUAUGAUUGAACUAUUGAAACAGCAAUUGGUUGAGACAAAGGAAAAAGCUCAAGAGGAGAAGGAAAAGUUGGAACAAAAGUAUAUUAUGCAAAUAAAUCAGCUAGAAGGAAGAUUCUAUCAAAAAGCCAGAGAAAUUAGUAUGAUUCAGACAGAGCUGAAAACAAUAAAACAUUUCCAGAAGAGAAAAAUCCAAGUGGAGAAAGAAUUAGAGGAUCUGAAAGAAAGUUUAAGGAACAUGGAGAAGAAACAUCAGGAAACUCUCCGAAGACUGGAAGGCAGAUUCUUUGAAGAAAAGCACCGUCUAGAAAAAGAGGCUGAAAAGAAGAUAGUAAUGCUGGCAGAGAGAGCCCACCAUGAAGCUGUGGUACAACUGAAUGCUGCUGGAAGGAAUGUUUUUAAAGAGAAUGUUUAUCUCCAGAAAGCUCUUUCAUACCACCUAAAGGAAGCUGAUGCUCUACAAAAAGACUCCCAGAAGUUGCAAGAGAGUCAUACUAUCCUUUUACAUCAAAAGGAGAUCAAUGAGUUAUUAAUUAAAGAAAAGAUUAUGCAACUUGCCCAGCAGAAAUCACAAAUCCAGACUCUUCAGAAGAGAGUGUUAAACUUGGAGAAUGCUCUAACUUUCAUGACUAGAGAGUUUGAGACAGAAAUUUUGAAACUGCGGCAACAGGCAACCAUAGAGAAUCAGGCAGGUCUGGUAGAAAUUGACAAGCUGCAGCAGGUUCUUGAUAUGAAGGACAAGGAAAUGAAUCGAGUGAAGAAGCUGGCCAAGAACAUAUUGGAUGAGAGGACAGAAGUGGAAAAUUUCUUUCUAGAUGCUCUACACCAAGUGAAGCAACAGAUUAUAUUCAGCAGGAAAAACUAUAAGGAGUUAGCACAAGCUGCUUUCAAUUUAAAGAUGAGAACAGCAUGUUCAGGAAGAACAGAAUAUCCCCAAAUCAGGACAUUUGAUGGCAGAGAAUACAGCACUAAUAGUGUGAAUCAAGAUCUCAUAGAGGCUGAAAAAUGGACAAGUACUCAAAGAAAUGUGGAUAUUGGAGAUUUGACCUGGGAGCAGAAGGAGAAAGUCUUGAGAUUGCUGUUUGCAAAAAUGAAUGGUUUAGCUUCUAGGAAAUAUAACCAGAGUUCUCAGCCUCCAGUUCCAGAUACUCAUGUUUCUGACAAUGGAGAAAUGAAAGAAUCUGGGAAUGAAAAUACACAAGAGCAAACUUUCAUCACCCAACAAGUUCCGCUAUCAAAUGCUGGUGAAAUGGUGCUACCCCGUAUUCCACAAGGACCACAGGUCUCUGACUAAGUAAGAACUCUUAAUUAAUCAAACAACACACAUAAUUGUUACCCUUCACUAGGCAUCUUAGGCAAUUUCACAGUGAUUUCCUAGCUAGCCAACAGCUCUGAGGAAUUGAGAAGAGUAAUAGUACUAACGCAACACUACAGGAACUUUAAGAAAUUGUGCAUACUCAAGGCUUAUUAUACAUAACAUAGAUGCAUAUCUGAACCACUGAUGGUAUAGAAAACUAUAGUGUGAAGGUCUGGGAAGGUGGCUCAGUGGUAGAGCGCUUGCCUUGCAUGCCUGAGGCCCUAGGUUCGAUUCCUCAGCCCCACAUGAGCAAAAAAAAAAAAAAGAGAGAAAACUAUAGUGUGAAAUAUAGCUAGCCAAAAUAUGUAUUACAUGAACCUAGGGUCUUGUGCAUGCCAGGCAGUCACUACCAGUAAGCUAAGCCUCAGUUCUUCUCUUAUUUAACAUAAACAUAAUGACCUUAUAACUAUUGUCUUUGGACAUGAGUAUAAAUACGUCAAAAUAAUGUAGAGGACAAGUUAGGAAAGUACAUAAGGAAGUAUGAUACCAUUUUUUAGAAAGCCAAAUUCUGUUUUUCUUUUUAAGGACUUUUAUUGAUAAUCAAUUAGUACAAUGUAGAAAGAGAAAAUUCAAAUAAGGUCAUAGUAGUUCAACAGAGAGAUUAAAAUCCUUAUUUUUUAGUUGCUACCACCAUGACUAUAACUAGUUUUCUCCAUCUAAGAAACAGUCAGGUGCUGGUGGCUCACCUGUAAUCCUAGCUAUUCAGGUAGCUGAGAUCUGAGGAUUGUAGUUCUAAGCCA
Messenger RNA from Dipodomys ordii (Ord's kangaroo rat), 2417 nucleotides. RefSeq names its product coiled-coil domain containing 176 (gene Bbof1). Lineage: Eukaryota; Metazoa; Chordata; Mammalia; Rodentia; Heteromyidae. The record is from RefSeq and is a predicted model, not a curated record. The transcript has 11 exons. The coding region runs from base 1 to 1614 and encodes 537 amino acids.